ACGAUGUAAUCGAUACCGUCUCCAGCCACCACAUUCCCUGUCUGUUGAUCCCCGUCAGGUGCGGUAUCUGACCUGUCACCGGAUAUUCGACCCUAAUCACAGGUAGGCGUACGACUCCGCCCAUUAGGAGGACCAUGAUGGUAUCACAGUACAUGACCCUGUGUCUUCAAUACCCGACGAGCAUGAAACCCGCUAAACUACGUCACACGUCAAAACAAUCCAGGACCAAGGAUGACUCAUCCAGGGUUUCUGCGAAGUGACGUAACCGAAGCCGAAGCAUCAUGAUUCUCUGACACUGGAUGCUUCCAUUACCAGCCCGGGGGUGAGCAGUUCUGCCGAUGAGGCCAUGCUCAUAGACAGCGAUAAUGAGAAUGAUAUUCCUGACAUGGAGCCAUUGGAUAACAGAGUACUAAAGGAUGUUGUGGCUUAUGUUGAAGUCCGAACAAAAACGGAGAAUCGUUCAAACAGCGUCAGGAAACAGCUGGAGCGUCUUGGGGCAACGGUUGUGAUGAGGUUCACUAAUGAUGAGCCGGUAACCCACGUCAUUUGGAAAGACGGCAAGAAGAGUACUAAGGACAAGGCACUGAAGAGAGGGCUACAUCUGGUCUCGGUGCUGUGGGUGGACAGUUGCAAGAGGAAUCAACAACAUGUGGCUGAGUCUAUAUUUCCUGUGACUGAAACAGACAAUGGUAGUCCAGUUAUCAUUCCAAGGAUAAAGCGUUUGAAGUCCAUGCAGCCCAAAUCAUUUGAGGAAGAUGUCCAGAGUAGCACAGAGAGAGCAGCUAGGAAGAGAAAGAGGAAGGCUCUCGUACAACCCUUAAAUAUCCGUCUGAACUCGCCCGGUUUAGCGUCAUCCAACAAGCCUCAUGUCUACGUUGAAGAGACUCAAGAUCCCUACACACCAGUUGGAACCCCUCAGCUACCUGGGAUAAAGUUGACUCCUUCGUUAAUCCCUGACACACCGGCAAGUAUGAGGGCGUGCUUAGACGCACUCAGUCGUGUCCGAAACAGUGGCAGUACGCGCAUAUCAGAGAGACUGACCGUUGGUGACUCACCAACAUCCGGCGCAAAGCCAGAUAUUCUGCAGAAGAAAUUAAGUUUCAGUCCGUCGGUUGACACAGAAUCUACGUCCGCACCCAGCACUGAGGCUACAAAUGCAAAAUCUGCAGACAGGAAUAAGAAGAAAGGUCGAAGGUCAGAAGCAAUCCAAGGGUCAGCCAAGAAGGUCUCCCCUAAGAUGCGAAGAUUAUCGCUACGAAUCGAGACCAAUUUGAGCGAGCUCGAAGCAGAUGAAGACAGCUGCCUUAAAGCAAUGGACCAUCCCGAUCCAAAAACAACAUUAGCUCAGAGAAAUCUGAUCCCUCUGUCCAAGAAAUCUGGGAAUCAAUCAGAUCCAUCCAAAACCAGAACGACUAAGAACGUCUCUUUUAUAAAAGAGCAGUCUGAUUCACGUCCCGAGCCCGCGAUGCCGAGCCAGAGAAAGCGUAAACUUCUGUCAUCCAACGCGGACGCUGGGCUGAAUCAGGUUCUAACUGAGCCAACUAAAUCCAGCAAGAAGGAAAACCAACCAAAGGAGUUUAGACGUUCCUCUAAGUCGUCUAGAAAACUCAGCGAGAAGUUCGACAGGGAUUGCGGGAGCUCAGACCUCUCAGAGAAACAACAAGGAGACCAGACUGAGAACACUUCAGAGAUCUCAAAAGGGCUGGAGAAACGGAAGAAAGAGCCCAGGCGCUCUUCUAAGUCAUCUAAGAACCUUGGUGAGAAAUUCAACAACUCGAGGGACAGUAAAAUUAUUCCUACAGGCCAAUCCAAUAACCAAAGUGGUGACUUGACCGACAGAUCUCCUAACCAAGAUGAACUUGUGUUGACCUCGAUCAAGACAUCCGAGGGUAAGAAGUCUUCCAGGGGGGUGAAGGGAACAAGGAAGAGAAAGACGGAUGAUUUAUCAUCGGGUUCAUCGGAGGAAGAAACUGGGAAAGCCGCAAAGAAGAGAAAAGCUGAUACAAAAGAAGUCUUGCCAGCAUCGUCAACAGAGGGACCCCACGCACCAAGCAAAGGUGGUGUCACAUCAAGCAGAAGAAGCCUUGAUGACUUCUCCCAGCGAAAAAAACGUAUCGGCCGUCUCAAGACCAAAGGACGAUCCAAGCCCCGUGGCAACAGGACUGUCUCCUUAGCAACCCCGCGUCCGGAUACCCGAGAGAGCAGCAGUGAAGACGACAUCUCAGCGAUCUUGAGAGGGAAAAAGGGAAGUCGAUCAUUGUCUCUGAUCAGCAAGUUUUGGUUAGACUCUUCAUCAGAUGGUUCAGAGAGUAGUGUUUGUCGUGAGAAGGGCGCACGGCAAGGCAAGAGUAAAACCAGCAAGAAGGGAAAGCAGAGUAAGCCCUCUCUUGUGAUGACCAGUAUUCAUGGGGGUGAUCAAGACCUGGUCCUGUCAGUCGUCAAGAAACUCAAAGGCUUCAGUGUAGAAGAGAGGGUUUCAACGACAACAACGCAUAUCGUCUGUGGUGAGAACCGACGGACGUUGAACGUCCUACGAGGUAUCGCCAGAGGUUGCUGGUUCCUGUCCUUAGAAUGGGUACUGAAGUCAUUAGAAGCAGAGAAAUGGCUUCCUGAAGAAAAUUAUGAAAUAAAGGAUUUUUUCCCAUCAGCCAAGAUGGCAAGAUUAGAACGUUCCAGCUCCACAGACUCCUUCAAGCAAGAUCUCUUCUCCACCAUGGGAGCGGUCUUCAUUAGGGACACAACAAGCCCACCCAAGGCAGACCUGACGGAGUUACUAGAACUCUGCUGUGGGCAGACAUGUAGCAAUGUUAAACAAGCUAGUAUAUGCAUCGGGGGAGUGAAGAAUCAACAAAAUGAAGUACCAGUUGUUUCAGAAAGGUGGUUGUUAGACUGUGUAACUCAACAUCGGCAACUUCCAUUUGAAGACUACCUGCUAUGAGUGUGACAUAACUCUUUGCGUCACGUUCAACAAGAAAUAUCCGAUUCGGCUGUUAUGAAAACCUGACUUCUUUCAUCAUCCACGGCUCACCACAAUUCCAGAGAACGCCCUCUACUGGUGGAAUGGUGACAUGUAUGUAGUGUUGAGUCUGCAUGGUUUACUAAAAUGAACACCUUGGACCAAGACUAAAGAGCAAUCAGUUAUUGAUACUCAAUGGAAUGGAAUGAGUUUCUUUGAAGGGUUUAGGUGUCAUUCCUGCAACGAGAUAAUCCAACCGUUAGAGAUUAAAUCUUUAUAAUUUUUUAUAAUUUAAAAUUUUGUUCCUUUCUUGGGUACGAUAUUUGGUGAUUGAUGAUCGCCCUUCCAGCAGGAGAUCUUCCAGUGAUACUUAUGUUGUCAAAAUUCAGUGCUCAUGGGUUUUCAGUUAGGACUUUGUGUAAAAUCGAUUUAAAAAAUGUAUGCACAAGAAAAGGAGCAAACUGCCUUGUAACCGUAUUACUCAUUCACUUUCAACCUAUCUUUAUAUAUACAGACAAUAUAAUGAAAAUUUAAUUUAAUUUCAUGGAACUUUCAGAAUGUUUUUUUCAAAGUUGACUACGGUACUCAGUUAGUUUAUUUAUAGGCAUGUUAAAGAUACUAUGUCAGAUUUUUUGCAGAUUUGACCCAAGGUAUUUUGAUGGGGGUCGAAAAAGUUAC
This is a messenger RNA of Asterias rubens (European starfish), 3634 nucleotides long. RefSeq names its product microcephalin-like. Bases 347 to 2938 code for a protein of 863 amino acids. The record is from RefSeq and is a predicted model, not a curated record. Lineage: Eukaryota; Metazoa; Echinodermata; Asteroidea; Forcipulatida; Asteriidae. The transcript has 17 exons. Gene Ontology annotation, biological process: mitotic cell cycle.